GCCGCCGGCCCCGGCCCCGCCGCCACCCAGCGACCCGGCCCGGGCGGCUCCCUCCGCCCGUCGGCGCGUCGGUCCGCCGGACCCCUCCCCCGCGCGGGGCCAGGACGCCAGGCCCGCGGCGCCGCCCCCGACGAUGGAGAAGCUGAUGCCCAGAGAGGGACAGUGAUACACCAUCGGUCACAGAACCAGGUAGUCCCGGUGCACGGACCAGGUGCCCGGCCGCCAGGCCCAUGUCGGUGAGGCCGCGGGCGCAGGCCGCCAGCAUGCCUUGGGACGCGCGGCGGCCCAGUGGCGGUGGCGGCGACGGCGACGGCGGUGGCGGUGGCGCGGACGGCGGGCCCGAGGGCGCGGGCGCGGGGCGCUCGCGGGCGCAGAAGCAGUGCCGCAAGUCGUCGUUCGCCUUCUACCAGGCCGUGCGCGACCUGCUGCCCGUCUGGCUGCUUGAGGACAUGCGCGCCAGCGAGGCCUUCCACUGGGACGAGCGCGGGCGCGCCGUCGCCUACUCGCCGUCCGAGGCGCUGCUCUACGCGCUCGUGCACGACCACCAGGCGUACGCGCACUACCUGCUGGCCACGUUCCCGCGGCGCGCGCUGGCGCCGCCCAGCGCCGGCUUCCGCUGCUGCGCCGCGCCGGGCCCGCACGUGGCAGCUGGCUGCGCUACAAACCGCGUGGCCGGCCUGCGGCGCGUGCUGCGCGCCGUGCGCGACUUCCCGGCCGAGGAGCGCGCGCGCCUGCUGGACCGGCGGGGCUGCAGCCGCGUGGAGGGCGGCGGCACGGCGCUGCACGUGGCCUGCGAGCUGGCGCGGCCCGAGUGCCUCUUCCUGCUGCUCGGCCACGGCGCCUCGCCCGGCCUGCGCGACGGCGGCGGCCUCACGCCGCUCGAGCUGCUGCUGCGCCAGCUGGGCCGCGACGCGGGGAACGGGCCGGCCCCCGAGGGCCCCGCCGCCGCCUCCCCCGGGGAGCCGCGCCAGCGCCGCCUGCUGCUGCUCGACCUGCUGGCGCUGUACACUCCCGCGGGCGCUGCCGGUCCCGCCCGCCGCGAGCUGCUGCGCGACCCUCCGCGCUGGCGGCGGCUGCUGGGCGAGGACAAGUUCCAGUGGCUGGCGGGGCUGGCGCCGCCCUCGCUCUUCGCGCGCGCCAUGCAGGUGCUGGUCACCGCCGUGCCGCCGGGCCGCUUCCCCGAGGCCCUGGACGAGCUGCCGCUGCCGCCCUUCCUGCAGCCGCUGGACCUCACGGGCAAGGGCUAGGCCGCGGGCGCGCCCGGCGCCGGGGUUUUGGAGAACGCCUGUUUUUGCCAGCGCUGUGCCCGGCACUUCGCAUAGAUUGGUCUCUGUC
Messenger RNA from Choloepus didactylus (southern two-toed sloth), 1335 nucleotides. It is a transcript of the gene ANKRD9, whose product is annotated as ankyrin repeat domain 9. Lineage: Eukaryota; Metazoa; Chordata; Mammalia; Pilosa; Megalonychidae. Gene Ontology annotation, molecular function: protein binding. The record is from RefSeq and is a predicted model, not a curated record.